AAGGAAUGGCAAAAAUGAAAAGGAGAAAAAGAGAGGGCAGACUUACAUCGAAUGCCUGUGCACCCUUCCGCAUCGAAAUCCAGGCAUCAGUGCGGUCAUGGCAAAUGUGGAGACGAUAUUCUGAAUUUGUGGAUUUGCACACAGAGCUCACCAAAUCUACAGGCGCAUCCCCGCCAGCUGAGCUUCCGCCGAAGCACGCCCUCAGCGUGUUUCGCUCGCGUAACAACCCCGCCAUCCUCGAGGAACGCCGCCAGGGCCUCGAGCAGUACCUCCGCGCCAUCCUCAGCUCGAGAGACGACCGCUGGAGAGAGUCCUUUGCAUUCAGGGAUUUUCUGGGCGUGCCGGUGGGGAAGGGGGACGCUGCAUCCGGAGGAUUCUCGCAGUUCACGUCAUCGUCCUGGCUCGACGAGCACACCGACCUGCAAGCCCGCAUACGCGACGUCCGCGCUGACAUAAAUAAACGCGACGCUCUAUCAGACACGGGCGAUAUCACGGGCUCGCACCAGACGAACGUGCAGGCGAAGAAGAAGCUCGCCGCCGCGCUCUCACGAGUGGGUGCGCUGGAGGACGGGGUGCAGCAUCUGGCGUUGGUGGGCAUGAGCGAGGGAGAGCUGCAGCGGCGGAGGGACAUGGUCGCAAGGCUACGAGACGACUGCGAGAAGCUUGCGAAGAUGGUCACGGUCGCACGAAACACGACCCGAGGCGUUGGUGCCCCCGCCGAGCGAAACCCUGCGACCGAGUCGGACCGCGAGGCGCUGCUCAGCCACCCGUCGGGACCGUCUUCCACAGGGUUCUCGAGACCCGUCACUCGUGUCUUUGGUGGCGGAUCGAAGCCGAAAGAGACAGAGCAGACGCGGCCCUUAGACAGCCAAGGCUUGAUGCAGCUCCAAAGCUCGCAGAUGGACCAGCAGGACGCCCAGCUCGCUCAGCUGAGCACCGUCCUGCAGCGCCAAAAGCAGCUCGGACUGGCUAUUAACCAUGAAAUCAGAGAACAGAACGAGAUGCUUGACGAUUUGACGGGUGAGGUGGAUAGGGUAGGAGGGAAGCUGACGAACGCGAAGAGGCAAAUGAACCGGCUGGGCUAACUAUGACCGUUUUGGAAGUAGAGACUCUUGCAAUCUGUGGUACGAAUAUUAUGACUUUACUACUGU
This is a messenger RNA of Phanerochaete carnosa HHB-10118-sp, 1151 nucleotides long. RefSeq lists its product as uncharacterized. The transcript has a single exon. Gene Ontology annotation, cellular component: early endosome. The coding region runs from base 105 to 1085 and encodes 326 amino acids. The record is from RefSeq and is a predicted model, not a curated record. Lineage: Eukaryota; Fungi; Basidiomycota; Agaricomycetes; Polyporales; Phanerochaetaceae. Gene Ontology annotation, molecular function: phosphatidylinositol binding. Gene Ontology annotation, biological process: intracellular protein transport.